This is a messenger RNA of Nezara viridula (southern green stink bug), 275 nucleotides long. Lineage: Eukaryota; Metazoa; Arthropoda; Insecta; Hemiptera; Pentatomidae. The record is from the annotation of a GenBank genome assembly.
AAGCCAUGGAAAAGAAAGGUGGGGGCCAAGGUCUCUCUCUAAUGUCUUCUAUUACACGCUAUAUUCUUCGGCCGAAGGAGAGUACUAGAUCCCUCAAUACCAUAAAGGCGGUUGAAACCCGAUCUCGCAAAUGUGACCCAGAGCCGUGUGUUUAUAGAGAAGAAAAGGCGGACCUAGAAAGUUAUUUUUACAACGAAAUGUGGGCUGGUGAGAAUGCAGAAAUCAAAACGAUGCCCCUCAUUUCUGCCCCGGCGUGGGAUGGAAAUGGCCGAUAG